Cimex lectularius (bed bug) is the source of this 1404-nucleotide messenger RNA. RefSeq names its product protein LSM12 homolog A-like. Bases 236 to 838 code for a protein of 200 amino acids. NCBI's taxonomy places the organism in Eukaryota, Metazoa, Arthropoda, Insecta, Hemiptera, Cimicidae. The record is from RefSeq and is a predicted model, not a curated record. Gene Ontology annotation, molecular function: RNA binding. The transcript is spliced from 5 exons.
GUCCUCCGAUGGUACAACGGUGUAGAAAGCUCGUCCUGUAAAAACGCCGAUGUAAAAAAAUAAGUAAAACGCUGUGGAAAAACAUGGGAAAAAGGAAAAUAAAAAAAACAACAAGUGGUCGCUGUAUUCUGAUUUGUUAACAACGGCGUUAUCGAACCUUUCCAUUGAUGCGACCAGAUAUCAAAUAGGACGUGGUUGUUCUCAGUACAUUGUGGUAGAGUUUGUGAUGUAGAAAAUGGCUGGCGUGAGUGAAUACUUUGCGAUUGGAAGUAUCGUCGCCUGCAAGACUUGUUACAACAAAGUGCUGGAAGGAGAGGUCCAAGCGUUCGACCCCCAGACGAAAAUGCUCGUUUUGAAAUGCCCUGCAUCAAACAAUAGACCGAGAUGCAACAAUGUUUAUAUAGUAAAUUUAUCGUUAGUUAGUGAUGUUGAAGUUAAAAAAGAAGUAACUGCACCUCCUGAACCAACCAAACCAUUAAAUCUGCAAAGGAUAAACAAUAGGGUAAGAAAUAACAUUGAACAGAAAAAAUGUCUCGUAGCAGCGAUCAAGGCUGGAGUCACCCAUGAGGGUAUGCUGCUCUUUCACACCAUUAGCAAAACAAUAAAUGAAACAACUUGGCAAGGACCAAACAUAUUAAUAAUGAAUCAAGUAACGAUAACACCACCUUACAAAACUGAAAAUAUAAAGGGUGAUUGUCAUAGCAAAGCAUAUAAACAUAUUCGAAAAGUAGUAGAAAAACAUUUAAAAGAUAUGCAGCUGAUGAACAGCAAACAGGAGUGUGAAAAUAAGCUAACUGGGGUCUCAUCUACAGCAGGUGCAAUGGCUCAUUCACAGUAGAAGCCUAUCUAUCUUUUCAAAAAAUUUAACCCUCGCCUCGAUUAAUGACACACGAACGUGUUGCCAGCCAAGAAAAACCCAAAUGUUAAUAGACUGACACUCAGAAAUAAUUAUUUUGUAUAGUAUCAUUUUUUACCACUCAUCAAUUUUUCCAUAAUAUCCAUUAAAUUUUUUUGUUUCUAUGUUUGAAAUCUUAACAGACAACAAUUAGUUAUAAAAGUUCAAGUUCGUUGCUAAACUUAUAAUUUGUGUAUCCAGAUAUAAUUAUUGAAAUGCAAUUAAGAUAGUAAAAUCUUCGCUGGUGUUCUCAUGUGAGUGAUUUUGGAGGAAUCGAGGGCUAGUAUUCUCUUUAGUAUAACCAUUUAAAUUGAGAGAUGGGUUAUCUGUUCAUAUAUCGAAGGUUUAUAGUAAAAUGACUGGCUAUUAUCGAGUGUGUUACAAGAAUACACUUUUGAAAUCUCUGUGUUACCAUUGUAAUAUUUUGUAAAAUUGAGGAGGACUUGGUAUCGCCAAUUUUGUACAUUUAUAGAAACCGAAAUCUGGACCUCCAUUAAGUUUAAAUUUUU